CGGGAAUGAUAGAUCUUUGUGUGGGUUUGGUGCUGGUACCGCUGGCAUGAAGGGCACGUGGCUUAUCCAUUACCUCUGAAUGAUGAGAGGGUUUGUAUCAACCGAAUAGAUAAUGAGAUUAGUUCCGCCUCGAUAGGUAACAAUGACGAAUACGGGUAAGGUUAGCAAUGAUGCAUCCUGGAAAUGUAGGGGACAUAUAAAGAUCAGACCCGUUAGUAUUGUGACUUUUCUUCUCCGUCGUACUCGCCCUCACCCAGACCGCACACCCUCCCCGAAACCUCCGUCUGGCACCACCACCCGUCAACCCCUCUCAACAUGCCUGCCUCUUUUUUGGAACUUCUUGAGAAACUGCUCGAGGGGACCGGUAACCGGAAAGCAGCCCAAAAGCUCCGCCGGUGGCAGCACGGACGGCAAUCGUGCAACGUAAACACAUUGGUCCUCGAGUACAUCGAAGCGGAGACCAAGCUGCGCUUCAACAUCCAGCGGGAAGCCAGUGUCCAAAUGGAGCAUGAGGCUCUUUUCAUCAGUAGUACUUGUAGCAUCGACAACGACAAGAAAACAACGGCAUCGACGGUCUCGAGGAUGGAGGCACUGCAGAAUGAACUGCGUUCGCUCUCAGAAGGCAUUUGGCACCAGGAGCGCAAGAUGGACAUGGUUCACGCUCGGCUCUGUUCCCUACCGAUCCGACGGGCCCUGGUCAGCUGCCACAAGGACAAGGAGUGGUAUUUGUCGGAGUGGAUGCGGAGGGACUGCGCGCGCCGCGAGGGCUGUUGCGCGCGGGAGUGCGGCUGCUGUCGGCGGCCGCGGAGUGCGCGGCGGCCGCAGCAUCGGGGCCAUUGCACCGCGGUGCGUGCGUGUUGCGAGCAGAGCAGAGGGUUUGCGGUCACCGGGAAGGAUGUCUGGGAGCCGGGGAAGAUGGCUGGGGCGUCGAAAGAACACCAGUUGAAUCUUUAUGCGACGCGGUUGAGGGAUGCGUAUUUCUUCGGGCUGUGAGAUUGGGCUGCAUGCUUGCUGCGCUUCGGUUCUCUUUGCGUUUCUUUUUCAUGUGUUUCUCUCCGAAUGUGUUAUGCAGAUUGCUUCUAUGGAUUGCUGAGGCUAAUAGGAUUUGUGUGUCGGAUACGAAAAAAGUCCGUGCAGUAUAGAGUUGAGAACAGACCAACCGACGAUCCCACCAUCAUAUCGCGCCGGAUAACAGAUUGUGGCGGUGCG
Messenger RNA from Aspergillus aculeatus ATCC 16872, 1209 nucleotides. RefSeq lists its product as uncharacterized. The transcript has a single exon. The coding region runs from base 316 to 993 and encodes 225 amino acids. The record is from RefSeq and is a predicted model, not a curated record. NCBI's taxonomy places the organism in Eukaryota, Fungi, Ascomycota, Eurotiomycetes, Eurotiales, Aspergillaceae.